GUCAGUACUCGCCAAGAGCGCUUCUAUACCAUUUUUAUAAAGUUAUAAUCACUUUUGGCAAACAAAUUAUUUAUUUAAUUUAAUAAAUAUAAAAAAGUGCUAUUUAUUGAGGGUACCAAUUCGAGACACAACAAAGCGUAAAUUAUCGCUCGUCGGCUAUCGGUCCCCAGAUAACGAUAUCGCUCCUUACAAUUCGGACCACCCGAAAUUUAUUGUACAUUCAAAUUAGCAAAAGAAUUUUUGUUUUAAAACACGGUUUUGAGUUUUGGUUAAAAAAAAAGUAUGGGAUGGUUUAAAAUUGAGUGAUAGUUUAUAAAUUAAGUGGAAGUUUAAAUAAAAGUGGUUAGGGUACAAUAUCAAAAUUAUUUGAAGCCAAUUUGCUGUUGAAUCAUGUUGCGGAUUCAGCCUCUUCUGAAGGCAUCACAUGAGGUAUCACAAAGGUUCGCGUCCGGUGCCUUAACUUGGGACCUCUUUCAGUACGCCUGAUCUUCAUCAGAGGCGCUCUUAUUCGUAUGCUGUCAGGGCCGUCCAGUUACGCUACUUUUUCUGAUGUGACUUUCUGCUCUCGCUGAGCCUGGAAUUUUUAAAUUAAAAAUGGGAAAGCUUUUGAGUCUUUUGGCUCGGGAUGAAUCUACAUGCUGCACUCCACAAAAGUAUGAAGUCUUUUUGGACUUUGAAAAUGCUCAACCAUCCGAAAACGAGAGGGAAACCUUUGAAGAAGUGCAGAGAGUUCUGAAAAAUUCUGAAUCAAUUUUGGAAGAAAUUCAGUGUUAUAAAGGCGCUGGGAAGGAAAUCAGAGAGGCCAUUUCUGCACCAACUGAAGAUUGUCAACGAAGGGCUUAUCUGACUGUAGCACCUCUAGUCGCCAAGCUCAAAAGAUUUUAUGAAUUUUCUCUCGAAUUAGAGGGCGUUGUUCCAAAAAUUCUGGGUCAGCUCUGUUCAGGAAAUAUGUCGCCAACUCAGCAUUUGGAAACACAACAAGCCCUCGUAAAGCAACUGGCUGAAAUUCUGGAAUUUGUUUUGAAAUUCGACGAACAUAAAAUGAAAACACCUGCCAUUCAAAAUGACUUCAGCUAUUAUCGCAGAACCCUGACGAGAGCUUCUUUGUCUCGUCAAGGCAGUACUGAAAAGGACCUCGUUGUCGGGAAUGAAUUAGCAAAUAGAAUGAGUUUAUUUUAUGCACACGCAACACCUAUGCUUCGAGUUCUCAGCCACGCUACCAUUACUUUUUUAAUGCUCAAUAAUGACAUACCAAGGGAAAAUAUAACCGAAACUCUGGGUACAAUGGCCAAAGUGUGUCUCAGAAUGUUAGAAAACACAAACAUCCUUGCUCAAUUUCAACGAGAAGAGACACAACUUUUUGUUCUGAGGGUGAUGGUCGGACUCGUUAUAUUGUAUGAUCAUGUACAUCCUCAAGGAGCUUUUGUUAAGGGAUCAAAUGUUGACGUAAAGGGCUGCGUAAAACUUCUAAAGGACCAACCACCUUGCAAAAGCGAAGGUCUGCUAAAUGCGCUCCGUUACACUACAAAGCAUUUGAAUGAAGUAAACACACCAAAAAAUAUAAAAAAUUUAUUAGCAGCAUGAUUGCCAAAGCAGCGGGGUUGUUGCUUGAAAAGCUGAACGAGUCCUCACAAAACAUAAUUUUAAAAAAUUGAGUAAAGAGAUUUAAAAAGUUGCCCAAGGGGCAAAAGGAAAAUCCAUGACAAAUGCGAGGAAAUGGACGGCACAUUUUCGAGGUUUUAAUAUUAGGUAAAAAAAGAAUAGUGUGCGGGACAGCUAUUACCAAUUCAAUAGCACGCAAUAUUGCAACAAUGUUGCUGCAAUAUUAAAACAAUGUUGAAAUAUUGGGAAAGGUUUAAAGAAUAUUGCAGCGUUGCGGAAAUGUUAAAUCAAUGUUUUGAUGUUGGUGCAAUGUUGACAAAUAUGCUGAAACAUUCAUUCAAUGUUGAAAAUUAUAUUGAAACGUUUAAAACAAUGUUGAUUCAUUGCUACAACGAUUAAAAAAUGUUACAACGUUGCUAAAGUGCUUAAAAAACUGUACAGUUGCAGAAAUGUUUAAAGAAUAUGGCAACAUGGUAUCAGUGUUGAAAUAGUUUAGUACGGUUGCUGAAAUGUUAGAAAAACGUUGCAAUUUUCAGGAUUUUUGCAACGAUAAAAAAAUGCUGCAAAGUUUCUGCAUUGUUAUAACGGUUGCAACGUUGCCGAAAUAUUAAAACAGUGUUGUACGUUUGCUUCAGUGCUAACAAUAAUUUUGCAACGUUGCUCCAAUGUUGAAAAGAAUGCUGCUAUGUUGCUUAAACGUUGACAACAAUGUUGCAGCUUUGUUGAACUUUUUAAAACAAUGUUAGAAAGCUGUUGCAAUGUUGAAAAAUGUUACUUCCGUGUUGAAAAAUUUUUGUUUCAAUGUUGAAAUUUUUUUCAAAAUUUUGAAAAUGUUGUUACAAUGUUGAAGAAAGUUUGUCACGGUACUAAAAAGUUGCUGCAAUGUUAAAGCAAUGCUACGGCGCAAUAUUGAAACAAUCUGGCAACGUUACUGCAACGUUAAAAAAAAAUUGAAACUUUGCUAACGUGAAAAUUUAAAACAUUGUUUAAUGUUGCUGAAAUGUUGCCAAUAUUGCAAAUAUUGUCAUGUAAAAUCGCGGCAACAUUGAUACAAUAAUGCCUGCUCUUGGAUUGACCAUUCAUCUAUUACUGCAAUAUUGCCUAUUUCUUAUUCAGUAUGUUCAAUUUUUAUUAUAAACUUUUGCACUGUUCAAUGACAAUCAAUAUACACAGAAAAUCAGAUUUUAUUCUACGUUAAAGUCAUAUCAAGUUGAAUUAAUUAAUUAAUUCAAGUUAAAGAAUUUUCCUCCAGCAUUUCAUUUAGCCAAAAGAUCUCGUUUAAUUGUAAAUUUGACAAAACUUGCAUCUUGUUUUCUCUUUUAUUGAUUAUUAUUUUAAUGUGGUCAAGUUAGUCAGUAAUAGGGGUUAGUGGGACAAAAAAAGUUCUGCUUUUGGUGAGAUUAAGAUAAGUCAAAAAUCAAGGAGGAAUUUAAAAAUAGAAUUGUACAUACGUACUGGAAAGUGUAAACAUAAGCCUAUAUAUACAUAUAUAUAUAUAUAUAUAAUUAUAAUUACUUAAAUUAAUGCUCUCUCGUGGAAACUGCCAGAAAACUAAAGUUGAUGAACAAUUGUAUUUUUACGACGAAGGAGCUGUUUGCAAAUUCGACGAGUCACUUUGGAUGUAAAAAAUGUUUCUUUCUAAAGCAGAAGAAAGCUUGUGAAGUAUUGACGAGUAUCAAAGAUAUUUUUAAUUGUACAUUGAAAAAUUACUGUAUUAUUAUUAUUAUUAUUAUUAUUAUUAUUAUUAUUAUUAUUAUUAAUUUUAAUUAAGGAGCAUUACAAUAAUAACAAAUAUAAGAAACGAAAUUUUUAAAUUUUUAAAUUUUCAGCCCAAUUGUUAAUAAGCAAUGUUACAAAAGGGCAUUCUUAUGAAACCCUUUUUUUUAACUUUUAGGCUGUUCCUUUUCUGCCACUUGAACCUUUUUGAUUUUAAAAAAGAAGCUGAGAAGAAAAAAAUGUAAAUAUCCAGAUUUGUACCAUUGUGCGACGAUUUUUAAAAAGUCUUAUCUUGCACGAUUGUAUUAUCAUACUUGUAAAUGGAGGCUGAUAGUAUGUAAUUUCAAGGAAAUCAAUUCCCUUGGUAAAUUAAUAAAAUGCUACAAGAGGCAAAUUUUUUAAAUUGAAUGAAAGUACAUUUUGGAAAAAUAAUUUUCCAUACUUAAUUGAAGAAUUUUCAUAUUUUCGGAAUUAUAACGAGUUUUAACGAGUUUUAACUUUCAAGCUCAUAUAGUAAUUAUCCAAUUCCUACUGUACCGACAUUACUUUUUGGAGCAUUUCACGUCAACAUGAAUAAAGGUAUCGAGUAAAAAAUUUGUAAAAUUAACUAAAACGUACUCAGGAACGUUUCUAUGAUCACAAAUAUUUAGAACUACAAACAAAAUCUAAUUUUUAAAAAUCUUCAGAGAUUUUUUUUGUAUUUUUUAAAGUGUAGUUGGUAAAGUAGGAAUCGGAUAAGUAUUGUAUGAUGUUAAAGAACUGAUUUCAAGACUGGCUAGAAAAACAAGUCAAAUUUUCCUACUGCCAAUAUUCAAAGACAUAAUAUUGAUAGAAAGUCUUCCUAAGGUCCUGCGGCAAUUAUUCAAUUCCUACUUUAUCGUCGUUUUUCUUAGAUCAUACCAAUUCCACACAAAAUCAGAUGUUGACCUGGAAAUUUAAAUACAUGAAGAAAGGGGGAUAAGGAACGUUUAGCUACUAAUUCAAUUUUACAAUUAGAAAAAAAAAAAUCGGAGUGUGUCUCAUGACCUUAAGACCCUGAAAUAUUUCUCUGUUUCCUACAUUACUGACAUUUAAUAGACUUUAUGCUUUCACGAUAAUUCAUUUUGAUAAAAAGAGAUAUUUCGGGUUUCACUCAUGUAAAAAGACUGCGAAUUGUUUGCCGACGUUUCGUGAACAU
Messenger RNA from Belonocnema kinseyi, 4495 nucleotides. Its product is annotated as protein FAM49B. NCBI's taxonomy places the organism in Eukaryota, Metazoa, Arthropoda, Insecta, Hymenoptera, Cynipidae. Gene Ontology annotation, biological process: regulation of actin filament polymerization. The transcript is spliced from 8 exons. The record is from RefSeq and is a predicted model, not a curated record. Bases 595 to 1584 code for a protein of 329 amino acids. Gene Ontology annotation, molecular function: small GTPase binding.